CUCCGUGUUUGUAUCGCGGCGAUUGGCAACAUAACUGCCUUAUUUACAUUAAAUACGCCACAAGGUUACAGCGCGGAUCAACGUCAUUUGAUCGCUGAUGACUCCCUUAAACGCCCGGGCUGUGACUGAUUCUCCGCGUCCCGCUGUCCACCGAGAUUCACCCGGGAGUUUUUUUUUUCCCCCCAGAAAAGAAACAGACUUUAAAUAGUUUCAGGAGCAGCUCCUGUCCACCACUGCUUAAAGAAUACCCUUCAGCCAGGCGGGAGCUCCGUUGCUUUAGGACUUGCUCGGGAGCUGGGACGCCCCUCUGACAAUCUGUCAGUGCCUGGAUCAGCUACACCCUUUCGGGGGUAUUUUCUCACCCAACGGACAGUCCUUAAGACAAGUAUGCAGUUGAACUGCUAAGGGAUGGAAGAAGCCAGUCUGUGCCUUGGAGUGUCCUCGGCGGCGCCGGAAGCUGAGCCCCACCUGAGCGGCCCGGUCCUCAACGGCCAGUAUGCCAUGAGUCAGAAGUUGCACCAGAUCACCUCCCAGCUCAGCCAUGCCUUCCCGGAGCUGCACCCGCGGCCCAACCCCGAGGAGAAGACCACGGCGCCGCUGGACGAGAAGGCCCACGUGCCCAUGAGCAGCCAGCCCAUGGGCAGUCAGAUGGCGCUCCUGGCCAACCAGCUGGGCCGCGACGUGGACACCAGCCUCAACGGGCGCGUGGAUCUGCAGCAGUUCCUCAACGGGCAGAACCUGGGCAUCAUGUCGCAGAUGAGCGACAUCGAGGACGAUGCCCGCAAAAACCGCAAGUACCCGUGCCCGCUGUGCGGCAAGCGUUUCCGCUUCAACAGCAUCCUCUCUCUGCACAUGCGCACGCACACGGGCGAGAAGCCCUUCAAGUGCCCCUACUGCGACCACCGGGCGGCGCAGAAGGGGAACCUCAAGAUCCACCUGCGGACCCACAAACUGGGCAACCUGGGCAAAGGCCGCGGGCGGGUGCGCGAGGAGAACCGCCUGCUGCACGAGCUGGAGGAGCGGGCCAUCCUGCGGGACAAGCAGAUGAAGAGCAGCCUGCUGCAGCCCCGGCCUGACCUGAAGCCCCCGCCGCACGCGCAGCAGGCCCCGCUGGCCGCCUGCAACCUGGCGCUGCCCGCCAACCACAGCGUGCCUGACGUGGCCAAUCCCGUGCCCUCGCCCAAGCCGGCCAGCGUGCAGGAGGACGCCGUGGCCCCCGCCGCGGGCUUCCGCUGCACCUUCUGCAAGGGCAAGUUCAAGAAGCGGGAGGAGCUGGAGCGCCACAUCCGCAUCCUGCACAAGCCCUACAAGUGCACGCUGUGCGACUUCGCCGCCUCGCAGGAGGAGGAGCUCAUCAGCCACGUGGAGAAGGCGCACAUCACCGCCGAGUCGGCCCAGGGCCAGGGCCCCAACAGCGGCGGCGAGCAGUCGGCCAACGAGUUCCGCUGCGAGGUCUGCGGGCAGGUGUUCAGCCAGGCCUGGUUCCUGAAGGGCCACAUGCGGAAACACAAAGACUCCUUCGAGCACUGCUGCCAAAUCUGCGGCCGCCGCUUCAAAGAGCCCUGGUUCCUCAAGAACCACAUGAAGGUGCACCUCAACAAGCUGUCGGUGAAGAACAAGUCUCCCAGCGACGCCGAGGUGCCCGUGCCCAUGGGCGGCAUGUCCCAGGAGGCCCACGCCAACCUCUACUCCAGGUACCUCUCCUGCCUGCAGAGCGGCUUCAUGGCCCCCGACAAAGCCAGCCUGAGCGAGCCCAGCCAGCUGUACAGCAAAGGGGAGCUGCCCAUGAAAGAGAAGGAGGUCCUGGGGAAGCUGCUGUCCCCCAUCUCCGGCAUGGCCCACGGCGUCCCCGAGGGCGACAAGCACUCCCUCCUGGGCUGCCUCAACCUCGUGCCCCCCCUGAAAUCCAGCUGCAUCGAGCGGUUGCAGGCGGCUGCCAAAGCCGCCGAGAUGGACCCCGUGAACAGCUACCAGGCUUGGCAGCUGAUGGCCAGGGGCAUGGCCAUGGAACAUGGCUUCUUGUCUAAAGAGCAUCAGCUACAGCGCAACCACGACGACACUUUGGCAAGCGCCGGAGUUAUGUUUGAUAAGGAGAAGCGGGAGUACGUGUUAGUGGGAGCAGAUGGCUCCAAGCAGAAAAUGCCUGCUGAUUUGGUUCACAGCACUAAAGUGGGCAAUCAGAGAGACCUGCCAAGUAAGCUCGACCCUUUAGAAGGCAGUCGGGAGUUUUUGUCACAUGGGCUGAACCAGGCACUCGAGUACAACCUGCAGGGGCCCGGGAGCAUGAAGGAGAAGCCCACCGAGUGCCCAGACUGCGGCCGCGUGUUCCGCACCUACCACCAGGUGGUCGUACACUCCCGCGUGCACAAGCGGGACCGCAAGGGUGACGAGGACGGGCUCCACGCGGGCCUGGACGAAAGGCGUGGCUCGGGCAGUGACCAGGAGUCUCAGUCCGUGAGCCGUUCCACCACACCCGGCUCUUCCAACGUCACCGAGGAGAGUGGGGUCGGAGGCGGGCUCUCCCAGACGGGGAGCGCCCAGGAGGACAGCCCACACCCCUCCUCCCCGUCCUCCUCAGACAUUGGCGAGGAGGCUGGGAGAGCUGCCGGCGUCCAGCAGCCCGCGCUGCUUCGCGACAGGAGCCUGGGCUCGGCCAUGAAGGACUGCCCCUACUGUGGGAAAACCUUCCGGACAUCCCAUCACCUAAAGGUUCACCUGAGGAUACACACAGUGUGUGUCCACACCCUAACCAGCAGGAGGAAAGGAAGUGACUUGUACCCACAAGGUGAGAAGCCCUACAAAUGUCCCCACUGUGACUACGCGGGCACCCAGUCAGCCUCUCUCAAGUACCACCUCGAGCGGCACCACCGGGAGCGGCAGAAUGGAGCAGGGCCACUGUCCGGGCAGCCCCCCACCGCAGACCACCGGGACGAGAUGGCCAGCAAAGCUGCUUUGUUUAUCAGGCCCGACAUCCUGAGGGGGGCUUUCAAGGGUCUCCCCGGGAUCGACUUCAGAGGGGGCCCUGCAUCCCAGCAGUGGACAUCAGGGCUCUCGUCAGGAGAUCACACAGGCCAAGCCGCUGGCCUGUCUUCAGAGACCCCCGCUGAUGCUCUCAAGGGCACUGACCUUCCUUCCAAAAGCAGCCACUUCUCUGAAAUCGGACGCGCUUAUCAGAGCAUCGUGAGCAAUGGCGUGAAUUUUCAGGGGUCCUUGCAAGCUUUCAUGGACAGCUUUGUCCUCAGCUCCCUGAAGAAGGAGAAGGACAUGAAGGACAAGGCCCUGGCCGAUCCUCCUUCCACCAAAGUGCACGGGGCAGACGGUGGGGAGGAGAAAGCGGGCACCAAGCCGGCCCCCAGGAAGUCAGAGAAGUCUCAGUAUGAGCCACUGGACCUGUCGGUGCGGCCAGAUGCCGCCUCUCUGCCAGGCUCAUCCGUGACGGUGCAGGACAGCAUCGCGUGGCACGGCUGCUUGUUUUGUGCUUUCACCACGUCCUCCAUGGAGCUGAUGGCCCUGCAUCUGCAGGCCAAUCACCUGGGCAAAGCGAAACGCAAAGAAAACGCCAUCGGAGCGGCUGUCAAUUGCAAAGACCAGGCCCGCGAGGCCAGCAAACUGGCUCUGCUGUCAUCUGCACAAUCGAACAAAGAGAUGGGGCUCUCCAACAUGAUGGGUCCCCUGGACGCAGCGCCCGAGAAGAUGGCCCAAGGGCAGGUCAAAGAGACUCUGGGGGAGCAGAGGAGUGGCCCGUGGCCCGGCCACGUGGACCCUGCCUUUUGUAACUUCCCAUCAGAUUUCUACAAGCAGUUUGGCGUUUACCCAGGCAUGGUUGGCUCAGGGGCCUCUAGCUCCUGCCCCAACAAGGAGCCGGAUGGGAAGGCCCACUCGGAAGAUGACACCCCGAUUCUGAUCCCCGAAACCACAAACAAGAACACUACUGACGACCUCUCUGACAUCGCCUCCUCCGAGGACAUGGACUCUUCCUCCAAGGGAGAAAACAACGACGAAGAGGAUAUCGAGACGGAGCCAGAGAUGGUGACCAAGCCACCGUCGUCCCUCAGCAAGGACAGCAGCAGUGAUGGUGGGGACAGCCUGCUGCCCACGGCCACCCCUCAGCCCGUCCAGGGACUGGUCUCACCUUUACCCCAGGCAUCGGAGAAGCAGUGGCAUGGGCCGGGCCUUCUUGUGUCACAGGACCCCUCGGUGGGGCUACCCAAACCAGAGCGGGGGCCCCCGGGACUGGAGAAGCCAAUGAACAUGCUGUCGGUCCUCAGGGCCUAUAGCGCUGAUGGCUUAGCAGCCUUUAACGGACUUGCAAGUAGCGCAGCCAAUUCUGGAUGUAUCAAGAGGCCAGACUUGUGUGGUAAGUGACACCCCCUGUUCUAGUCGGUCUAGCUGGACUUGCCCUUGUCUGUUCGUGCUCCUCGGUGGCUAUCUGCAGCUUGUUAAUCGUGUAAAGUCAAGAGAAGAAUGUAUACACAUAUGUGUGUUGAAUAAAUAAUUACUAUUGGCAUAGGUAUGUGUAUACACACGGCACACCAACCUACAGUAUAUAUAGCAAAGAAUCAGGAAGGCUAAAAAUAUUGCCCCAUAUGUUCCACCAUUAGUCAUGGAUUGCAAGGGUUUAGUAACUUGAACGGGAGAGAAAAUUCCCUCCAAGUCAUGAAUCCUGAGUGACAGAUGCUGGUGGAUUGGAGGUCCCUUCUCUGUGAGACGCUGAUGGGGCCUGCUACACCAGCUCACCACAGCUUCUAGAGGUGGGCCCUGCGCUGGUCUCCUUGGCAUUACUGCUUGUGUCUGAUUGUCCUGUAUUUUGUAACACUUUAGAAGAACACAGAAAAGUGCAGUAAUUCUUUCUCCAUAGUAUUUAAGCAGUACUAUUGCUAGUUGAAUAUUGUGUCAGGUUGUCAUAUUAACCAGGAACAGAUGACAGUAAGAUCCCAGUGAGCAGCACCUUGACACCCACAACUUUGAAACGGUGAUUGAAGCAAAUGUGUAAACUUGUACUGGGUUUCGUGUGCUUUGGAAUAGAGUAUUGUUGAAGUAAUUAGACGAUAUAUUAAGGUGUUCCUGGUAAUGAAGGCAUGUAAGUUAUAAUAAUUGUAGCUUUCUGAAUACGUGUCAAACUAUAUCUUUAAGUGUGCUGUAUGCUGAGUUACAAGUUAGGUCAUUUAUGAAUGGAAUGUAAAACAAUACUAAAAAAUGCUUCAAUAACUUAUCUUGGUAUUGCUAAUAAAAAAAAAGCUG
Sorex fumeus (smoky shrew) is the source of this 5241-nucleotide messenger RNA. RefSeq names its product zinc finger protein 536 (gene ZNF536). Lineage: Eukaryota; Metazoa; Chordata; Mammalia; Eulipotyphla; Soricidae. The record is from RefSeq and is a predicted model, not a curated record. Gene Ontology annotation, molecular function: DNA-binding transcription factor activity, RNA polymerase II-specific; RNA polymerase II cis-regulatory region sequence-specific DNA binding. Gene Ontology annotation, biological process: regulation of DNA-templated transcription. Gene Ontology annotation, cellular component: nucleus. The transcript has 8 exons. Bases 409 to 4365 code for a protein of 1318 amino acids.